AUAAAUGCAUACUCACAUUUAUCAAACAUUUUCCAUCAUUUAACUAUACUUUAUUCCGCCACCCACAAACAGAAAAAAACCAAGUUUGUCACUCUCAUUCACACUCACUCAGACACACCACACACACAGACACAGUGAUGAACAAACGGUGAUGCACACUGCGCACCCCUCACUCAACAACUCAUAACCUCUUAAUUACUUUCACUAAUCAACACUAAUCUUAACCUAAUCACUUUCACCACCGCUAAACUAACUACUAGAUCUCGAUCUCCGAUGCCGUCACGGUGGCGGUCGUUGCUUCUGUUCCUCCUCUCGGUGACGGUUACUUACGCAAUGCAGGUUCCGGCCACCUUUUCCACGAAGCUGGUUCACCGAUUCUCCCAAGAAAUGAAACCGGUUCGGGUUCAGACCGGUGACUGGCCGGACCGGCGCAGCAUGCAGUACUACCAGAGGCUUCUUAGAAACGACUUUGUUAGGCAUAAAGUUAACAUCGGUGGUGCUCGGCACCAGCUUCUGUUCCCUUCUCAGGGUAGCAAAACGAUGUCGUUUGGAAACGACUUAGCAUGGUUACAUUAUACGUGGAUUGAUAUAGGGACACCGAGUACUUCGUUCCUUGUUGCAUUGGAUGCUGGAAGUGAUCUUCUUUGGGUUCCUUGUGAUUGCAUACAGUGUGCUCCAUUGUCUGCCAGUUUCUAUGCCAGUUUGGAUAGAGAUCUGAAUGAGUAUAGCCCCUCUAGUUCGUUAUCCAGCAAGCAUCUAUCUUGCAGCCAUCGGUUAUGUGAUAUGGGUUCAAAUUGUAAAACUUCCAAGCAGCAGUGUCCAUAUACUAUCAAUUACACGUCAGAGAAUACAUCAAGUUCUGGGUUGUUAGUUGAGGAUAUAUUGCAUCUUCAAUCCGGCGAUGGCGGUGGCAGCUCAUCUAACUCUUCUGUUCAGGCUUCAGUUGUUGUCGGGUGUGGUAUGAAGCAAAGUGGUGAGUAUUUGAAUGGCAAUGCUCCGGAUGGUGUUAUUGGUUUGGGACCUGGGGAGAGUUCAGUUCCGAGUUUUCUUGCUAAAUCAGGAUUAAUCCGUGAUUCUUUUUCAUUGUGCUUUAAUGAAGAUGAUUCCGGUAGAUUAUUUUUUGGUGAUCAGGGAUCAACCGUGCAACAGUCUACUCCAUUCUUGCCCUUGGAUGGAAUAUUUUCAACCUACAUUGUUGGAGUGGAGGCCUUUUGUAUUGGGAAUUCGUGUCCUAAAGUAACAAGUUUUAAUGCUCAGUUUGAUAGUGGAACAUCAUUUACGUUUCUUCCGGGUCAUGCAUAUGAAGCAAUAGCUAAGGAGUUUGACAAACAAGUGAAUGCUACAAGAUCAACCUUUCAAGGAGCUCCUUGGGAAUUUUGUUAUGUACCCAGUUCGCAACAACAGCUGCCUAAGGUUCCCACAUUGACACUCAUGUUCCAACAGAAUAACAGUUUUGUGGUCUAUAAUCCUGUGUUUGUAUUUUACAACGAACAGGGAAUCGAUGGAUUUUGUUUAGCAAUACAGCCAACCGAUGGGGAUAUGGGAACAAUUGGACAAAAUUUCAUGACGGGAUACCGGUUAGUAUUUGAUAGGGAAAACAAGAAGCUAGCAUGGUCACGCUCAAAUUGUCAGGAUCUCAGUCUUGGCAAGAAGAUGCCCCUCUCCCCUCCUAACAAGACAUCGUCAAACCCGCUUCCUGCAGAUGAGCAGCAAAGAAUCAAAGGGCAUGCAGUUGCUCCAGCUGUUGCUGGAAAGGCUCCUCAAAAUUCUUCAGUUGUUUCAUCUCAGACAUCUCAGAUGAUUUCAUACUGGCAACAUUGGCACUGCUAUUGGCUGCUUCUAUUUCUUCUUCUGUUAGCCUUUUAUUGAGACUUUCACGCACGUAGUAUUUCUAGUAGCCUGUCUAAAAGUGUUAAAUGUGUAUCUAAAUCUGCCUGUUUUGUCCUAGGUUUGUAAGUAUGUUAGAUCUUACACCCUUCUAUGCUGCCCGUUGUUUUUAACAGUCAGCAUUAGAUUCCUAGAACUCGUAGUGAAACAUUUCUCUUUAACGCCCAUAGGUCGGGUGAGGUUAUGUAAAUUAAUUCGCUUGGUAUGAAGGUUUUUUUUCUUAUUAGAAAUUUUAAUCCAUUUUUUUAUGAAACCAUUUUUAUCAUGUCCCUUAAAAUAUUUGUGAACCGAAAUACUUGUACCACUAGCAUUUCAGAUGCUUUCAAGUUUUCUAGUCGUUUCAACGAGAAAUAGUUCUAGUUAUGAAAACAGGUUGGUAGGAUCAUGGUGUAGAAACAAAUAAAAAUAGGAGAAAUAUACACAAAUUUUAAUAAUGACAAUAGGUUUUUUUUACUAAACAACACCAUGCUUCCUACGAACUCGUUUUCGUAUCUACAGCUAUUUCAUGUUGUCGAUACUGUUUUUAAAAGAGGUGUUUUGUUUGAAUAUAUGUUGGUGUUGUUGCAUUGUAUGUGUAAAUGUUGGAUCAUUGAAAAGGGAAGAAAUUAGAUAUUAAGAAUCCUAACACAAUAAGUACCAAGUAAAGUUAUUCAAACUCUUCAAUGAACUCUCACUUUCUAGUGAAAUCUCCUUUAAACUUGUCUCUCAAUACCUACAACCUGUUAGGCCUUUUGUUGUAGCU
Vicia villosa (hairy vetch) is the source of this 2629-nucleotide messenger RNA. RefSeq names its product aspartic proteinase-like protein 1. The transcript has 10 exons. The record is from RefSeq and is a predicted model, not a curated record. Lineage: Eukaryota; Viridiplantae; Streptophyta; Magnoliopsida; Fabales; Fabaceae. Bases 274 to 1869 code for a protein of 531 amino acids. Gene Ontology annotation, biological process: proteolysis. Gene Ontology annotation, molecular function: aspartic-type endopeptidase activity.